AGUUCGAGUAGCCCUGGUUCGAAAAGUCUGGUAUUUUUGGUCGCUCGUUCAGCGUUACCAGACUUCGCGUGAACGAGCGACCAAAAGUACCAGAUCGUCGUGAGCAAUAAAAAUUCUAUCGUUUUUAGAAUAAAUAUCGAUAAACCGAUACUUCGAUAUGUUAUCGACAACCGUAAACAAAAACAAACAAAAUACAGCGAAUAUGAACGAACACCACAUUGCGGCCCCGCUGAACCGCAUCCCGGGCACCAGCCAGGUGAAGGAGCAGCACUGCAAGGACUUGAAGAGCCUCACCCGCGUGCAGUUGCUGGAGAUGAGGGACAGGCAGGGGCACUACAUCUCGUCCACUAAGCGCCUCCAGCAGUUGCCGGACAAGGGCAAGCGUCUGCUGGACUCGUACGCCGGCCUCCUGGACGAGAUCAGGCGUCGGGAUGAAGUGGAGGAGGCCACCCGGCUCCUCAGCGGUCUCAACAUUGCGGCGAAGGGAAAAGUGGCCCUAAACAAUCUGGAGUGGAACGGCAGGACCCUGGAUGAGGGUGCCCAUGUGGACGACAUACUGGACAGCGACGACGAGGAAGAGAUGGAUCCCCUGCGAAUCAUCGCCCAAGGCACCAUGCAUGAAAAGCGAGUGAAAGUGCUGCCCCCGCCCGAGAGCCUCAUUACGGCUGCGGAUCUGGCAGACAUCGAGGAGCUCAAGAAGCCUGCACACUCCCCGGAUUCCGCCCUUGCCGGUCACAGCGACACUAGUUCACAGCCGGCUGAGAUCAUAGAGCAAGGACUGCCCAAGGAGCAGCGCGUCGACCAGCACGCCCUUUAUCUUAUCGACAAAACAGAGGGGAGCGCCAAUCCGCCGGCCAGGGAGAAGUUUAGACCCUUUCGCACCACGACAUCCAAUGUCCACGAUCCCGACAAGGAGCGGGUGCGCAAGAAGGGCAAGCACUGGGAGGUGACGGCGGCCACUCCCCCGCUAAUUCAGCACAAGGAGGUGCAGCUGGUGCCCUUGGCGGAGUCUGCCGCGCUCCAGCUGGACUUUAUGCAAAAGAUCAAGGAGUUUCGCAUGCAGCAGGCCGAGCAGCGGCUGGCCAAACAGACUGAGUCAAGGAACUAUCCCGAUGAAGGCGUCAUCAAGACAAAGGAAUCCUUCCGCCACUAUCGCAACCCCCAGCCACACUUUCUCAUCGAGGGCAGGCCAGGGGCCAACGAGUCCCAUGAAGUGCAGGAUCCGACGAUCCAGGAUAAGGCAACAGCCACUGGCGGCGGCAUUCACUACACAGUUUUCGAGUAAGCGCGUUCUGUGUUUUUUCCAUUAAACAAACGUUGUGAACUAUUUA
Drosophila kikkawai is the source of this 1331-nucleotide messenger RNA. RefSeq names its product RNA polymerase II subunit M (gene Polr2M). Gene Ontology annotation, molecular function: transcription elongation factor activity. Gene Ontology annotation, cellular component: nucleus. Gene Ontology annotation, biological process: transcription elongation by RNA polymerase II. The record is from RefSeq and is a predicted model, not a curated record. Lineage: Eukaryota; Metazoa; Arthropoda; Insecta; Diptera; Drosophilidae.